This is a messenger RNA of Prunus dulcis (almond), 1644 nucleotides long. Its product is annotated as protein trichome birefringence-like 3. The transcript has 6 exons. The coding region runs from base 170 to 1468 and encodes 432 amino acids. Gene Ontology annotation, cellular component: Golgi apparatus. The record is from RefSeq and is a predicted model, not a curated record. Gene Ontology annotation, molecular function: O-acetyltransferase activity. NCBI's taxonomy places the organism in Eukaryota, Viridiplantae, Streptophyta, Magnoliopsida, Rosales, Rosaceae.
AAUACAUGGCUUUAGCUUUACUCCUACUCAAAAACCCAUUAAAUAUUUCUCAAAAAAAUAAAAACCUCUCACUAAGUCCUCAUCAUUCUGUUGCACACCAGUGCAUAUAUCCUCCUUUUAUCUUUCUUAACCCACAAUCAAGCUUCUCCACUCUCCACUCUCCACUGCAAUGAGCUUAGCACCUUCCACUUCAGGCACAAUGAAGGCCUUUAGAGGAAAGUUACAUUUCCCAAUUAUCAUGCUCUGCACUAUUGCCUUCGUCAGUCUUCUUUACACUGAAAGAAUUAGUAUACUUCUUUCUUCAAACCCUUUUUUCAAGAUUAAGUCCUGUUCUAAAAGAGGUUCUGUCAUAAAAAAUGAUGAUCAUAGAAAUGCUACAGAGGAUAAGAUAGACGGUUCUGUAGUAGAUGAUAGAUUUGUGUUUGACCCGGAGGAGUGCAGUGUUGAGAAUGGAAAGUGGGUGUUCAACCGUUCUAUCAAGCCUCUUUACACAGACAGAAGCUGCCCAUAUCUUGACAGGCAAGUUUCUUGUCACAAGAAUGGACGGCCGGAUUCUGACUAUCUUCACUGGGAAUGGCAGAUAGAAGACUGCACCUUGCCAAGAUUUGAUCCAGAAGUUACUCUUGAGAAACUUAGGGGCAAGAGGCUAUUGUUUGUUGGGGAUUCUUUGCAAAGAGGUCAAUGGCAAUCUUUGGUCUGCAUGGUUGAAUUCAUCAUACCUGAGGACCAAAAGUCCAUUCGACGAGGGCGCGCUCAUACAGUCUUCAAAGCCAAGGAAUAUAAUGCUAGUAUUGAAUUCUACUGGGCUCCAUUUCUGGUUGAGUCGAAUUCUGACCUCCAUAUAAUAGGAAAUCCGAAGGAAAGAAUACUAAAAGUGGAUUCAAUUGCCAAGCAUGCCAAACACUGGGAAGGAGUUGAUAUCCUUGUGUUCAAUACUUAUGUAUGGUGGAUGAGCGGCUAUACCAUCAAAUCAUACUGGGGCUCAUUUCCAAAUGGGGAAGAAGGGUAUGAAGAACUAGAAGCACCAGCUGCCUACAGAAUAGCAUUGAAAACAUGGGCCAACUGGGUUGACUCAAAUGUCAAUCCCAACAAAACUCGAGUCUUUUUCACUACCAUGUCCCCUACACACAUGAGAAGUGCAGACUGGGACAACCCAGAAGGGAUGAGAUGCUUCAAUGAGACAAAGCCAUUCUUGAAGAAGGGGUUCUGGGGAACUGGUUCAGACAAGAGGGUCAUGCGCGUCGUGGCUGAAGUGUUGAAGAGAAUGAAAGUUCCUGUUUCAGUCCUGAACGUAACCCAGAUGUCAAAUCACAGAGUUGAUGCUCACACAAAAGUUUACACCGAGACCGGAGGCAAAGUACUAACAGAUGAGCAAAAAGCUGAUGUGCUGCACAAUUCAGAUUGCAUACAUUGGUGUCUUCCAGGAGUUCCAGAUACAUGGAACCAAAUAUUUUUGGCACAUUUGUAGCCAUACAUGUUUCAUGUUUGUUAAGCAACAACGAGAGAGGUAUCAAUUAAAAGUACCACCACGCAUAACUUCUUGCUGUUCAAUAUGAAUUCUUGUUUCAUUUGUUUACAUUGUAUUUGAAUUGAAUUGUACAGCCAAGCUGCUGAAGCAACUUGUUAGUGUGGUCUUUGUUGUCA